AUGAAAACGGAAGAUUUCUCAUCAUGCUGUGCAAGCACAACAUUUGCUAACAAAAUGGCUUUGGCCUCUCCAUUCUCUUCAUUGGAACAUGCAAUUACGGUUGCCAGAGACAUAUGGUCACGUAAGUUGAAUGUGAGGUCUUGGUUGGAGGCUUUAUCGGGUCGAUCUUGUUAUAAUGAAUAUUUGGAAACGGCAAACGAAGCUACUGUGCAGGAACUUCAUGAAUGGGGUUCAAGGUACGAGGAGAAAUUUGGAUAUGUUUUUGUGACAUUUGUAGCUGGUAGGACAUCUGAAGACAUACUUGCUGAACUAAAGAUGCGCGUUAGUAACUCGCAUGGUGUUGAGUUGGAGAUUGCUUCAAAAGAGGAAUUGAAGUAUAUAGAACGUGCUAUUAGAGAGCUUCUUUCCAAGAAAUCUGUCCAAACUACUGACGAAGGAGACGUGUCACCUGAAUAUUCAGGCGAAAUAGUUGCUGACACUCUAGAUGGAGCAGACACUGAUUCAGAAGAUGAUUUAGAUGCUAUCUCCUCCGGUGGAAAUGACAUCUCCAGGGAUGUUGAGCUUAAUAGGGUUCUAGAAGAAGACAAUGAAACUUUAAACACCCAACACAGAGAAGAUGCCGUACAUGCUGCAAAAAGGGGUUUCGAUCUCAACAAGCUGCCAUGGUUUGGAGAUGAGUUAUCGGAUCCGGUAUCACGUUCGUGCAGCGCUUUUUUGACAGAGUAUUUCUGA
Molecule: messenger RNA, 732 nt
Organism: Arachis stenosperma
Lineage: Eukaryota; Viridiplantae; Streptophyta; Magnoliopsida; Fabales; Fabaceae
Product: uric acid degradation bifunctional protein TTL-like
Exons: 4
Coding region: 1-732 (243 amino acids)
Molecular function (GO): carboxy-lyase activity
Source: RefSeq, a predicted model, not a curated record